AUGAAACCUUCUGUUGUGCAUUUGCAAGUUCAUUUACCAAACUAUCAGUAUAUCAAAUUUAACAAAUACGAGAAGUUGGUUAGCAUUGUUGAUGAAAAGAAUGGAGAACAAAAUUAUCGUUCUCGCACAAUGCUAACUCAAUUUUUCUAUAUGAACAGAGUAGAUCAACUUGCAAAACAAAUGAACUUAUUAUAUCUUGAGUUUCCAGAAUUCUUUGUUUGGUCAUUGAAUGAUAAGCGUUGGCAUCAAAGGAAACAAAGAGAGGUCAUUGGAAGACUUGUAUCAGUUAUGCCGUCAGAAAGUGAACGUUAUUAUUUAAGAUUAUUACUGAUGAAUGUCAGAGCUCCUACUUCAUUUUGUAAUUUGAAAAUAGUUAAAGGACAUACAGUUGAGACCUUUAGAGAAGCUGCUGAAAAAUUGGGAUUGCUAUCCAGUGAUUGUAGCAUAGAGAGUUGUAUUGAGGAAGCUAUUUUGUGUCAAAUGCCAACAAGUUUGAGACAAUUAUUUGCUACUCUACUAAUAUUUUGUGAUUUACCUGAUCCAGUAAGGCUUUGGAAUAAAUAUAAGGAAUUCUUUUGUCAAGAUUUUAUGAACUCAACUAAGUAUACUAAGUCUGAAGCUGAACUCAAAGCACUUCAACUUGUGAAGCACUUGAUAGAAAAAAAUGGUAGAAAAAUCACUGACUUUAAAUUAAUUGACCCUGAUGUUUAUCUUUCUAAUUCCCAAAGACAAUAUAAAGAAGUUGAGGUAGAAAGAAACCUGGGAGUCAAUGAAUAUGACUUGCAUUGUAUUGACAAACUAAAUGACAUGCAACGAUUGGCUUUUGAUAAAAUUAUGGGUGUUGUACAUUCAGAUUCUAGUGGAGUAUUUUUUCUUGAUGGCCCUGGUGGAACAAGAAAAACAUUUCUUUAUAGAUGUUUAUUGGCAAAGGUUCGGUCACAAGGGUUUAUUGCACUAGCUACAGCGAGUUCAGGUAUUGCCGCUUCAAUUCUACCUGGAGGUCGAACAGCUCAUUCUAGGUUUAAGAUUCCUAUUGAUAAUAGAUAUGUGUGUAAUAUUAGUAAACAAAGUGCAGAAGCUGAAUUACUGAGGUAUAGCAAGUUGAUAUUGUGGGAUGAAGCUUCCAUGGCCAAUCGUAAAUGUGUUGAGAACCUUGAGGUAACUCUUAGAGAUCUAAUGAAUUCAGAAGACACUUUUGGAGGAAAAGUUGUAGUUUUUGGAGGUGACUUUCGUCAAACGUUGCCAGUUAUUAGGGGUGGGAAAAGAGAAGACAUGAUUGAAGCAAGUUUGGUAAAAUCACUAUCAAUAUGGCCAACAAUCCAACAUUUAAGAUUGGAAGAAAACAUGCGUGCCAAAUUAGACCCAGGAUUUUCCGCUUAUUUGAUGCGCAUUGGAAAUGGGAUUGAGCCGACUCUGUUUGGUAACAAGAUUAAAAUUCCAAGUUCGUUUCUCCUCCAAUGUCAACAAAAAUCUUCAAUCGAUGUUUUGUUUAAAGCAGUCUACCCAGACAUGAACAACUUUAUCAAUGAUCCAUAUUCGUUGAUGACUAGAGCGCUUCUAACUUCAAAGAAUGAAUUUGUUGAUGAUAUAAAUUCGACAUUAAUAGAUAAAUUUCCUGGUGUAAGCAAGUGUUAUGUGAGUUAUGAUGAGCCCCUUGAUUCAACAAAAUAUCUACAUUGUGAAGACUAUUUACAUACUCUUUCACCAUCUGGCAUGCCUCCACAUACUCUAAUACUCAAGAAAAAAUGCCCAAUAAUAUUGUUGAGGAAUUUGAAUCCAUCUGAAGGAUUGUGCAAUGGUACAAGAUUGAUUUGUGAUGAGUUAAGAGAUUUUGUUAUCAGCUGUUACAUUGCAACAGGGGAACAUAAAGGCAAUCAUGUGUUUAUACUGCGGAUACCGUUACAGAUUUCAAAGGAUGAGAAUUGUCCAAUUCCUUUCAAGAGACAUCAGUUUCCUAUAAAACUUUGUUUUGCAAUGACAAUAAAUAAAGCCCAGGGUCAAACUUUGGAUUUUGUUGGAAUAUACUUAAAAGAACCAGUCUUUUCUCAUGGACAGUUGUAUGUCGCCAUGUCUCGAGCAAGAAACUCAGAUUCUAUUAAGCUAAUAAUACAUACAGAAGAGGAUGAAGAUCAGACCACUAAUAUAACAGAUAACAUUGUGUACCCUGAAAUUGUACAAUGCAUUAGCCCCAGUUUGAUAUAA
Molecule: messenger RNA, 2202 nt
Organism: Ipomoea triloba (trilobed morning glory)
Lineage: Eukaryota; Viridiplantae; Streptophyta; Magnoliopsida; Solanales; Convolvulaceae
Exons: 1
Coding region: 1-2202 (733 amino acids)
Biological process (GO): DNA repair; telomere maintenance
Molecular function (GO): DNA helicase activity
Source: RefSeq, a predicted model, not a curated record